GGAUCCUAGUCGGGUUCGUUGCUGCUGAGCCACCACAGGAACUCCAGAAAGUAGUUUUGAAUUUCAGUCCUCUCCUCAGAUUAUACACUGUGCCCUGGGAAGUCCAGGACCCUGUGGAGUUGAACCUCCUCCUCCUCCUCCCAGGGCAGCUUCUUGAAUGCAGAUUGUUCUCAAGCACUGUCCACAAUAAGGAGGAGGCUCAGAGUCAAGGAACGGACAGAACUACCCAAGGAACACUUCUUCCAGCAGUAUAAAUUUUUGAGCCAGUCUUUGAUGAGAAUAUAGAUGAAUUGUAAAAAUUAAAUUGGGAACAACUGUGAACCAUUUCACAAAUAUGUAACUAUUAUAUAAGUAUAUAUAAGAUUGUAUAUGUAUAAAUAUAACUAUAAUAUAUAAAAUUAUUAUCAUUAGUGUUAUUAGGAUCCAUACCAAAAAUCGAAAUGUAUUUAAUUAUUCUAAGAGGGUAAAUACUUCCCCAUUCAGUUUUUUUUAAGCCAUGGCCCUAAAAAUGGGUAGUGAAUCAAGCGCUUUGCCAGUGUCUUCAGAAGAUGCACAGCGUAGCUGAGGAGCAGAGCAAAGUCAGCAAUUCUCUAGGCCAGGAGGGUCUCUUCUAGUUGAUAUUCUGCUCUUAUUUUCUUCAGAUUUUGAACUUCCCUGCUUCCUGGGCAUUGGCAUUUUUCUCACUCAUAAUCAUCUUCUGUCUUACAGCUGCCCCUGAAACCUGUAAAUACGCUGACACGAAAGGAUCUGCUCCUGGGGCUACCUGAAGACCUCUUUCCGACCCAGGUCCAAAGUCCUGAACCCUGAAUCUCACCUCGUGACCCCGCUUUGAGAAUCUUAGCUUUGUGUCUGUGUUCAGUUGGUUUUCAGUUACUGUUCUUAUGCCCAGUUUUCUGGAGAGGCUCUCACGGCCUCUUGUGAUGCCGCAGUCACGGCCUAGGACCAGAUUAUGGCACGAGGGUUAAGUUUAAUGCAGCCUGCGGGCCCCGUGCUGCUAACAUGAGUUUCACUCUUCAGUUUGGUGCUGCUACACUAAAUCCUUUGUCUUUUGGUAUCCUAACAUGUGGCAGGAAAACAUCACUCAUGUGUCUGAAUUCGUCCUGGUGGGCUUCCCUACUUCCCCUGGGCUGCAAGUUCUGCUCUUCGUCCUCUUUCUCACCACCUACCUGUUGGUGCUGUUGGAGAAUCUAGUCAUUAUUCUCACUGUCUGGGUCACUGGGCCCCUGCACAAGCCCAUGUACUAUUUUCUGAGCACCAUGUCCUUUCUGGAGAUCUGGUAUAUAUCCGUCACCGUCCCCAAGAUGCUGGCGGGAUUCCUACUUUGUCCCAACACCAUCUCCUUCCUCGGAUGCAUGACCCAGCUCUACUUCUUCAUGUCACUCGCCUGUACUGAGUGUGUGCUCUUGGCCGCCAUGGCCUAUGACCGUUAUGUGGCUAUAUGUUGGCCUCUCCGCUACCCAGUCAUGAUGACCACAGGAUUUUGUGUUCAGCUGACCAUCAGUUCCUGGGUGAGUGGCUUCACCAUCUCCAUGGCAAAGGUAUACUUCAUCUCCCAAGUUGCCCUCUGUGGCAGUAAUAUCUUGAACCAUUUUUUCUGUGACGUUUCCCCCAUCCUCAAACUGGCCUGCAUGGACUCUUCUGUGGCUGAGACGGUGGACUUUGUGCUAGCCAUCGUCAUCCUCGUGUCUCCUCUCUCAGCCACGGUCCUUUCCUAUGGCUGCAUCGUCUCUGCCGUCCUGCACAUGCCUUCAGCAGCUGGGCAACGGAAGGCCUUCUCCACCUGCGCCUCUCACCUCACCGUGGUGGUCAUCUUCUACACAGCUGUGAUGUUCAUGUAUGUCCGGCCUCGGGCCAUUGCUUCAUUUGAUUCUAACAAAUUGAUCUCCGCCAUAUAUGCAGUCUUGACGCCCAUGCUCAACCCCAUCAUCUACUGUCUGAGGAACAAGGAGGUCAAAGAUGCCAUCAGAAAAACCAUGGCAAGUGGCCGAGCCCUUUUCUUGAGAGAUUCUCUUUGCUGAAAAGACUCAGAUACUCCUUCUUUUUUCAUCAUUUGCAAUUAUAAACAUACUUAGUACAAUAAUUAAGGGAUGAGGGGUGAGAUAUCAGAGCAAACCCCCUUUCUUUCAGGUCUCAAUUAAAUGCUUCCUUUUAUGGAGUUCCCAUCGUGGCUCAGUGGUUAACGAAUCCAACUAGGAAC
Molecule: messenger RNA, 2197 nt
Organism: Sus scrofa (pig)
Lineage: Eukaryota; Metazoa; Chordata; Mammalia; Artiodactyla; Suidae
Product: olfactory receptor 6B9
Biological process (GO): G protein-coupled receptor signaling pathway
Cellular component (GO): membrane
Molecular function (GO): G protein-coupled receptor activity; olfactory receptor activity
Source: RefSeq, a predicted model, not a curated record